AUGUAUGACGGGUGUGGGUUCACAGUGUCUAGAGGUUUUGAGGUAGCGGAAGAUCUAGGUAACAAGGGCCCCCACACGAGGUCUUCACAGGAGCAGCCCCCAACCCACGUCCCCCGGGCUUUUUCCCCCGCUCGUCGCUCAAAGCCAUCCAAAGGGUCGUCCUCACCCCUUUCCCCCCGUCUGGCCCCCGUCCUCAUCGCCGCUUGGGGUAACCCUCUCUUCUUUUUCACCAUGGCCCCCGGAGUACCUCCUGGCCAUGUCGGGCACCGGGGUUCAGACCCCCGUCCCGGGGGCAAAGGGGCAGUCGCUCAGCCCAACUAUCUUGCACAGCCAACCCCUGGAAAGCAAGGGGAAUUUACCGGCCCCCCACCAGCUCCCUUCCCCGCUGCACACAAGCCCGUGACACCAAAAGUCUCGUGGGGGUCUGGAAAAUCGCAUAGGGGCCCAAAAUAUUUAGGCCCCACUAGGGGCUUCUCAGCCCCCGUGUCCAAUGUCAGGCGGCAUGGGGGUUUCCCCUCUAUUGGCCCCCCAAACCGCAUCGUGCUGGUUCGACGGCCCGGGGAACCCAGGACGGGCCUUUGGCCCGGAGGUCACGGGGGGGGCGAGCAGUGGCCCCAGGCCCCCCUUUCCUUCCCGCAAGGGGCCCCGAACUCAAGGCCCCCGCCAGCGCCCCCUGCAGGUCCCCAGGGUGUGCCGGGGACGUUUGAUUGCAGCUGCUGGUCCCGUAAAACGUAA
Penaeus monodon (black tiger shrimp) is the source of this 735-nucleotide messenger RNA. RefSeq names its product cuticle collagen 39-like. Bases 1 to 735 code for a protein of 244 amino acids. The record is from RefSeq and is a predicted model, not a curated record. The transcript has 6 exons. NCBI's taxonomy places the organism in Eukaryota, Metazoa, Arthropoda, Malacostraca, Decapoda, Penaeidae.